ACAAGAUCAUGUCGGAGAAGGCGACGUUUCAGGAGGAUGGCGUCACCGCCCAGCAGCUACUCGGAUCCGGCGGCGGGCUCACCUACGACGAUUUCCUCAUCCUUCCCGGUUACAUCGACUUCGACGCGGAAAAUGUCGACCUCACAUCCAAGCUCACCAAAAGGAUCACCCUCGAGGUACCGUUGGUGUCGUCGCCCAUGGACACGGUCACAGAGUCAGAGAUGGCCAUCGCGAUGGCUCUCUGCGGGGGCAUCGGCAUCAUUCACCACAACUGCACUGCAGAGCGCCAAGCCAGCGAGGUGAACAAAGUGAAGAGAUACAAGAACGGCUUCAUCAACGACCCGGUUGUUCUAAGCCCCGACAACUGCGUGUCGGACGUGGUGGACGUGAAGAGGAGGCGCGGUUUCGCCGGCAUUCCCGUCACCGACACCGGGAAGCUCGGUGGCAAGCUGCUCGGCUUGGUCGCCUCCAGGGACAUCGACUUUCUUCCUCCGGAAGACCACAACAAGCGCCUGUCUGAGGUGAUGACGCCGCUAGAGGACCUGGUCGUGGCGCCCUCCGAGAUCACGCUGGCCGAGGCCAACUCGCUGCUGCAAAAGAGCAAGAAAGGCAAGCUUCCUCUGGUGAACCCGCAGGGCGAGUUGGUGUCGCUCAUUUCUCGCGCCGACUUGAAGAAGCGUCGCAGCUACCCGCUGUCCUCCGACGACGAGAACAAGCAGUUGCUGGUGGGGGCAGCCCUGGGCACGCGGGAAGCCGACAAGCAGCGCCUCGAGCUCCUGGUCCAGGCUGGCGUGGACGUCGUCGUGUUGGACUCCUCUCAGGGCAACUCCGUCUACCAGGUCACCAUGGUGAAGUACAUCAAGAACAAACACCCGAGCCUGCAGGUCAUCGGCGGCAACGUCGUCACGUCCGCUCAGGCGAAGAACCUCAUCGACGCCGGUGUGGACGGACUUCGCGUCGGCAUGGGUUCCGGCUCCAUCUGCAUCACCCAGGAGGUGCUCGCGUGCGGAAGGCCGCAAGCGACGGCGGUGUACAAGGUGGCCGAGUACGCGAGGAGGUUCGGGGUGCCCGUGGUGGCGGACGGCGGCGCCUCCUGCGUGGGCCACCUCGUCAAGGCCCUGGCCCUGGGUGCCUCCACCGUCAUGAUGGGCGCCAUGUUGGCGGGCACGACCGAGGCGCCCGGCGAGUACUUCUUCGCCAACGGGGUGCGCCUCAAGAAGUACCGCGGCAUGGGGUCCCUCGACGCGAUGACCAGCAUCGAGGCCAGCGGCAGCCUCAGCCGCUACCACCAGAGCGAACGGGAUGCGGUGCGCGUGGCCCAGGGGGUGACGGGCAACAUUGUGGACAGAGGAUCGGUCCAUCGCUACGUGCCGUACCUCAUCGCGGGCAUCAGGCUGGGCUGCCAAGACAUUGGCGCUCGAAGCCUGGACGUGCUCAGGACGAACAUGUACUCGGGCGACAUCAAGUUUGAGAAGAGAUCGGUGUCGGCUCAGGCCGAAGGUGGAGUGCAUGGCUUGCACUCGUACGUAGGACAAUGAAAGUAAGUGCAGGAAGGAAGGUGUUGAAAAAGAAAGAAAGAAGCGUAUUUGAAUGGGGGGGGGGGAGGGGGGCGUGUACGGACGGUGGGACCUGUAAGACGGUUGACCUAAUAAUGUCGAAGAAGUUAGUAAUAGCUAGGAGGCGUGGUUUGUGCGUUGACUGUGCUGCUUGAGCGGGCGUCAAUCGACCACGUGGAGGGCAUGGACUGUGAACACGCGCCGCAGGUGCCGACUAUAGAGGAAAGCAAAGAAAAAGCAAUUGUGGAUAAGCAGAGUGAGAAAGAAGUCGGCCUGGUUUAAACCGCCGUUGGGAUCUGUGGAUCAAGCGAAAGACCGGCGAUCAGCGUCACAGACGCGAAUGGGAGAAACCGGUCACACGGUAGCCUAACCGCAGCAAGGGAACGAGUGUAACCAGGAGGUAGAGCAUUGAAACAAUAGUGCGAAAGUCACAAACGGAGGAAGCCUUAAUUAGAAGAACAGGAAAGGGACAGCACUGAGGAAGAAUGCGGAGGAGGACGAAAUAUUGUACGCAGUAUGCGCUCUUCGAUUCAAGGUGGUUUUGUUCGUUUUGUUCGUCUUCGUCUGAUGUCUGUUCUUCGAUCGUUCGUUUGCCUUUAGGAUGAUGAUGAUUCAGUAAUUGCCGUGAAAAUUUAGUAUAUCUUUUUACAUUUCGUUUUGCACGAGCUUUCGUUUAGGCUGUAUGACUCUUGCUUGACCCCGUUGUUCGCGGUGAUACAAGUUCGCGUAAUUGUAUAAACACUGGACUUCGUCAGUGCGUCACAAUGUCUUAGGCGUUGUGAUUAAACGCCCUCACGUGCAAGUCUCGCCUCUGGCGUCAAA
This is a messenger RNA of Dermacentor albipictus, 2378 nucleotides long. Its product is annotated as inosine-5'-monophosphate dehydrogenase 1-like. Gene Ontology annotation, biological process: GTP biosynthetic process. NCBI's taxonomy places the organism in Eukaryota, Metazoa, Arthropoda, Arachnida, Ixodida, Ixodidae. The record is from RefSeq and is a predicted model, not a curated record. Gene Ontology annotation, molecular function: IMP dehydrogenase activity. Gene Ontology annotation, cellular component: cytoplasm.